AUGGCGUGGAUUAUCCUGACUUUCUUCUCCAUCAUUCGUACCACUGCUGGAAUCUUGGUCAUUAUCUCGGAGAAGUCUUCUAGUACUGGUGUGAUGAUAGCUUCCGUCAUAUUUUUCAAUGCUGGCGUGUUUCCUUUGAUCGCAGCAACUUUGGGCUUUAUUCAAAUCAUAGUGGCUCUCAUACAAAACAUGAGCCCACAAAUUCGGCAAUGUUUAGUUGUAUCCCGAGUGCUUUUUAUUGUCGGGAUCGGCCUUACCAUCGCAGGUGGGGCUCUGGAAGGGAGCGACACCGACAAUGAUGUGCUCAUUGGGUUUAAACUCGUCAAAGCGGGAUACAUAAUCGUGGUGGUCUUUGUCGGGUGUUUACUAGCCAUGCAAGUCUAUUUCUGGACACAGCGCUCGUGUCUUUCGGUUACAAGCAGGACGAUUCUCAACGCCACAGCUCUGGCUACACCUUUUAUAGUCGUUCGCAUCGUAUACCUCUUUCUGUUCGUAUUCCAGCCAUCCGACUUGAGGUGGAGUGAUUUGAGAGGUCCAAUUACCCCAUUCCUGACUAUGGGACUGUUGAUUGCCCAACAUGUUGAUUUCAAAUAG
This is a messenger RNA of Penicillium hordei, 594 nucleotides long. RefSeq lists its product as uncharacterized. The coding region runs from base 1 to 594 and encodes 197 amino acids. NCBI's taxonomy places the organism in Eukaryota, Fungi, Ascomycota, Eurotiomycetes, Eurotiales, Aspergillaceae. The record is from RefSeq and is a predicted model, not a curated record. The transcript has 4 exons.